This is a messenger RNA of Lentinula edodes (shiitake mushroom), 3282 nucleotides long. RefSeq names its product purine nucleotide binding protein. Gene Ontology annotation, biological process: DNA repair; DNA replication. Gene Ontology annotation, cellular component: DNA replication factor C complex; nucleus. Lineage: Eukaryota; Fungi; Basidiomycota; Agaricomycetes; Agaricales; Omphalotaceae. The coding region runs from base 93 to 3095 and encodes 1000 amino acids. Gene Ontology annotation, molecular function: ATP binding; DNA binding; DNA clamp loader activity. The transcript has 20 exons. The record is from RefSeq and is a predicted model, not a curated record.
UAUGGUCACGUGUCAUUGUACUCGUCCUCCACUGAUGUACAAUGCAUGACUGACGCCCUAUUUACCAUUCGCCACUUCGCCUAUUUGAAUACAUGGCACCUCCAAAGAGCGCGAAACCUGUUCAAGGGGGAAAGGCUAUUACUGCCUUCUUCAAAGCUACACCCAACAACAGCCAAUCAUCCCAGCCAAGCUCUUCAUUAGAGGUCAGCAAGAAAGGAAUUUCGAAUACAAGUGAGGUCUCAACUGGCCAUAGCCAAGUAGUUCUCAUCUAUGUCAUUCAGUCGUCUUCGGGAGUGCGGGACGCGAUCAUGGUGGAUGGCAGUGACGACGAACCUCCCAAGUUGAAGACGAAACAACCUCGUAAAUCCGCUCUUAUAUCUUCGAGCGAGGACGAGACUCCACACAAUGAACCCGCUCCUACAACCAAAUCACCUUCGAAUCGCCUAGUCAAAGCCACGGCCCGGACCUCUUUAUCUGCCAAGGUGGUCAUCGACUCCGGAGACGAAGCGGACCCCCGACCUGUUAAAAAACGGAAGAAACUCUCGGUACCGAUUUCUGAUAGUGAAGACGAAGGCGGAAAAAUGCUCUCUCCACCCAAGAAGAAGGCUGCUAUUGCCGGUGGUUCAUCAUCAAAACCCAAAGCGAGAGCAUCUUUGCCUGCGAAGAAGAUGAAGAGUGAUGAUGGGGACUACGAAAUGGUUUCAGGCGAUGAAGGAAAAAAACCCAUUGCUCAUAAAACGAUAAUCAAGACCAAAGUAAACACCAAAAAGGGAUUUUCAAGUGACGGGGAUGAGCCGGGUAUGAAGACAAAGGCUAAAGCACCUGUUCAGAGAACUGUAAAGAAGAAGUUGGACAAUGACAGCAAUAGGUCCAAGGGUAAAGGGAAGGACAAAGCUGAACCUCAAGAACCAAAGAAGCAGAAUUGGGCUGCCUUAAAAGCGGUCAAAGCUCGGGGUCCCAUCGCUCCUGGAAGUAAGACUGUUCCGGACGGAGAAGAUAAUUGCUUGUUGGGGUUAUCUUUUGUUUUCACAGGAGAACUGAGCAGUUUCUCGAGAGAUGAGGCUACAGACAUUGCUAAGAGGUUCGGAGGGAGGGUCGUUGGCCAGCCCUCUUCGAAAACGAACUAUGUUGUAUUAGGAGAGGACGCCGGCCCCUCCAAACUGAAAGCCAUUCAGAAACAUGGUCUCAAGACCCUCGAUGAGGAUCAGUUUCUUGAUCUGAUUGCCACGCGCAAGGGCAGUGGUAAGGGACUUGACGAGAAGACGAGAAAGAAGAUGGAGAAAGAACAAGAUGCGAUCAAAGCCGUAGCUCAGGAAAUGGAGAAGAAAGAGAAAAAGGCAAUGAAAGAAGCAGAAUCUGGAACAGGUUCCUCGAAAGUCGUCGAUCCUUCCACCCAGUUAUGGACCACCCGAUACGCUCCACAGUCUUUGAAAGAUGUCUGUGGGAAUAAAAGCGCAGUUGAAAAAUUGGAGCUAUGGUUGAAAGAAUGGCCCCAAAGCUACAGAGCUAGUUUCAAGAAACCUGGAAAGAACGGCAUGAAUAUGUAUCGUGCUGUUCUUAUUAGUGGUUCCCCAGGUAUCGGCAAGACCACCAGUGCACAUCUUUGCGCCAAACUUGCCGGCUACACACCAAUCGAACUAAAUGCCAGUGAUACUAGAAGCAAGAAACUCGUCGAAAACGGCAUGAACAUCAAUAAUAAGUCUUUAGAUAACUUCAUUACUGGCGGUAGUUCAGUACCCAAUCCUGUGGGCACAAUGAUAACGGAUCGGACCUGCUUGAUCAUGGAUGAGGUUGACGGGAUGUCUGCUGGUGAUAGAGGUGGUGUCGGUGCUUUGAACGCCCUGAUUAAAAAGUCGAAGAUUCCUAUCAUUUGCAUCGUAAACGACAGACAAGCUCAGAAGCUCAAGCCACUCAUGAGCACGACCUUCAAUCUUCCUUUCUCCAAGCCUCAAGCUUCGAUGAUCCGUUCGCGAAUAUUAUCAAUCGCAUAUCGGGAAAAGAUGAAGAUACCGGCCAAUGUCAUCGACCAACUCAUAGCAGGUUCUCAAUCUGAUAUACGACAAGUUUUGAACAUAUUAUCAACGGUGAAGCUGCGAAGCGAUUCUUUAACCUUCGACGAGGGCAAAGAAUUGUCAAAAAUGAACGAAAAAUACACAAUCAUGAGCCCAUUCGAUCUUACAUCCAAAAUACUUGGGCCUUACCUCUUUUCUCAUACUGCGCGAGAGACAUUAGGUGACAAGAUGGAGCUAUAUUUCCAAGAUCAUUCUUUUAUCCCACUAUUUAUUCAGGAAAACUACCUGAAAACUGAACCGGCAAAACUCCGAAAUGAACAAGGACCGGAAAAGGAAUUGAAAAGACUACAGUUGAUGGACCAAGCAGCCUCUUCUAUUUCCGAUGGAGACCUAGUGGACGGAUUGAUACACGGACCUGAACAACAUUGGUCUUUGAUGCCGCUGCAUGCUGUAUGCUCUACAAUCCGACCUGCAUCUUCUAUUUAUGGUACGGGUGCGCAUUACGGGGGACCAAAUUCAAUGUCAUUCCCACAGUGGCUCGGUCAGAACUCGAAACAAAAUAAACUGAGCCGUCAACUUGGCGACGUACAGGUGCGCAUGCGGCUCAAAGUGUCGGGGGACAAAAAUGAGAUUCGGCAAUCAUAUAUUCCCGCCUUGCAUCCAUUUAUUGUUCGACCUCUUGUGGAAGAAGGAUCGAGUGCCGUCGAUCACAUCAUUAACCGUAUGGAUGAGUAUUAUCUGUCGAAGGAAGAUUGGGAUACUGUUGUAGAAUUGGGAGUGGGAGAACAGAAAGAUGACCUAAUCCUGAAGAAAAUUCCAGCGGCGACCAAGACUACCUUCACUAGAAAGUACAAUUCGUCCGAACACCCCAUUCCGUUCCACAAGGCGACGGACCUUGGGAAAGCUCCCAAGAAACUGGCAGCUGAACAAGUCCCUGAUCUUGAGGAAGCGUUUGAUUUUGAUGAAAUGGUGGAAGAUGCCUCUGAUGACGAGAAGAACACCAAAGAUAUUGAAGACAUUAGUCACGAUAAACUUAUCCAGACGUCGAAGAAGGCAAGGGCGACAGGGAAGUCAAAGAAGUGAUUUCAAUGGUCUAUACAUUUUCUGUUCUAUGCAGUAUCAAUCCGACUCUUGUCUACUCUUGUAAACCAUUCAGAAUACAAUUGCGACGCGAGUCAUUUGAAUAUUUCCAUACGGGACUCAAUUACAUAUAGCAUUUUUGGGAUCUAUAAUUUGGUCGCCUUCCAGAAGGACGCAUACCUGUACAAAA